ACUGGGUCUGUUUCUGUAAUUCUCUCGAGCAGUCGCGCUCAAGAACGGUUCUCCCUCCGAUCUCUUGGUUCGAUCACGAUCAUAGAAACUAGUUAGGGUUUGGGUCGGGAUUGGACCACUAGUUUCGCGUGAGGGCUACGAUUAGGAUUUGGGAUAAUUUUCUGGAUCUAUCUCAUUUCGCAGCGCAAAUCGUGGGGUUGCUCAAUCUAGGGUUUCUGUAUUUUCUGAUUUUGGUCGGGUUUCUUUGUUAGCAAUCAUGAACGAUCAGUCCCAGCGGAUGAACCUCUCGUACGCGAUGUGGCGAGCGCAGGCCCAGGCACCGGUACCCCUGGUGCUAGCCCCGGUGGUGGAGGAGCCGAUGGGGUUUCAAAAACCUCGACGGGUGUUUGGCCCGACGGGAGCCAAACCGAGAAGGAUGAACUGGAACAAACGGAAAAAACCUAAGGCCGGGACUGCCGCUGUUAUGGGAGCUUCGUUGGUAGAUCCCUGCGUUGUGUCAACCGCCGGCGUUUCUGGUUACAACCCGCCGAAUCUCAAAGAGUUACAGUACCAAAAUCGUGUAAAAGCUAGGCGUUUCUAUCCGAAGAAGAAAUUUAGUCGUUUCGUCCCCUUCGCCCCUCGAAACACCACAUCGUUCAUAAUCCGCGCUAAGCAAUCUGGCGGUAUUGCUUCUAUCGUUUCGCCUUAUGCUGUAACGCCUGCAAUCCUUCCCACGCCGAAAUUCUCUCCCUCAGGGGAAAGACUGGUCGACAUGGCCAAGGAAGAGUGGGGAGUGGAUGGGUAUGGCACUAUGAAAGGCUUGAUUCGCCUCCGCUCUCCAACUUCUGGUGUUGGUAAUGUCGGCAUCGUCGGAGCUGAAGAGGACGAAGAAGAUGAUGACGGACCAGGCGAUAGCGAUGUGGAAGAGCACGUGGAGGUAGAGAGAAGGCUGGACCAUGACUUGAGCCGAUUCGAGAUAGUGUAUCCGAGCCAUGGAGAGGAUCACGGAGUGGCCACCACCACCACAACUUACCUUCUGGAAAACAGAGUGGAAUAUCAGGAUAUCCAUAUAGCUCAACUGGAAGAAGAGAAUCUAACUCUCAAAGAAAGGCUUUCCUUAAUGGAGCGAAAUAUGGAAGAGCUGAAAGUGAAACUUCAGAUGCUGGAGUCUGACUUCAGGCCACGCAAUGAAAACGAUAAUCACGACAGCAAUGCUCAUCAUGCCGAGGGGAUGAAUUUGAACAUAAGUGAGGAGAAUUCGGAGAACGACGGCGGCCAUUAUUCUUGCUCGGAGAAAAGCGCGGGAAAUUACGAGGAGAGCAGCGGCGAUCGAAUUCAGCGUCGAAGGUAGCUAACUGAACACGCCGUUCUUCUUCUACAUCUUUUUUCGCGUUUGACUCAUUUGAAAUACUUUUUUCUACUUCUCGUUCUUUUGUGAUUAGUCUUAGAAUUGUAGCCUGCAGCAGUGUUUUCUGAUUGUAAAUAGUUGUUAGCAUCCAGAAUAGUCUUAGCAUCUUCUUUUCUUCAUCGAAAUUCGGUUUCUGCUCCCACAAAGUUCUUAAAUUCUCAUUAAUGGAGUUCUCGAAAUCUACAGUUAUGGCUGUGGCAUUCCGGUUCUUGUGGGAUUAUACGGAAUCUGUCAUCUAUUAGGUUUUUUUUUUUCCUGAACAGUAAUGGCGACCUUGAAUGCUAUUUUUAUUGGUUUUUUUCUUUUUUUGUUCUUCAGCGUAUAAUUUUCCUGCGAUAAAUUUAAUGAAUGUUGG
Messenger RNA from Phalaenopsis equestris, 1742 nucleotides. RefSeq lists its product as uncharacterized. The record is from RefSeq and is a predicted model, not a curated record. The coding region runs from base 257 to 1330 and encodes 357 amino acids. NCBI's taxonomy places the organism in Eukaryota, Viridiplantae, Streptophyta, Magnoliopsida, Asparagales, Orchidaceae. The transcript has 3 exons.